Aspergillus clavatus NRRL 1 is the source of this 3246-nucleotide messenger RNA. RefSeq names its product putative histone acetyltransferase. Gene Ontology annotation, molecular function: histone acetyltransferase activity. The transcript has 4 exons. NCBI's taxonomy places the organism in Eukaryota, Fungi, Ascomycota, Eurotiomycetes, Eurotiales, Aspergillaceae. Bases 1 to 3246 code for a protein of 1081 amino acids. The record is from RefSeq and is a predicted model, not a curated record. Gene Ontology annotation, biological process: regulation of DNA-templated transcription.
AUGCCGGCAACCGUGCUGCCGGCCGUCGAGGAGCCGGAGGCAAGGCCUCCAGCAGAUCUGGUGGAUAGUGAUCAGGACGCAGAGGGGGAAGAGGAGACAGACCUUUAUGAGAUGGAUCAGCAGCUUCAGAAUGCGGUUCACCAGGCCUACUCCGGGGAAGUUGCUGACGAAGACCAAGAUGCCGAUUACGAUGAAGAUCUCGACGCGGAGGGCGAACCAGACACGGAAUUGACUAUCAAUGGCGAUAACCAGAACCAAGGCGCUGAAUCGGUCGGACCUGUGAACGUGCCCGAUGAAAGACGCUCUGUUGAGAACAAUGAAGAUGUUGUUUCGGCGACAGCCGACGGGGAAGGCGAUCCAGUCUUUGACAACCAGAGCGAUAGCGACGCAUCGGCUUCCUCUUCGAGCAGUUCGGAGUCGGAUGCCGGCGAAGAGGAGUGGGAAGCGGAGAGCAAUGGCAGGGAGGAUGCAGAAGGAGACCAACCCGUCCGUGGGAACUGCAUCUUCUGUCAUCAAGAUGAGGAUCAUGAUCCUAGCGAGGAGUUUGAAGAAUAUCUAACAUGCGCUGUCUGCGGUGAUCAUUCCCAUCGACAAUGUGCUCGAGAACAGAAUGCGCUGGAUGACACACAAGAUGCUACCUCCUGGAGAUGCCCGACUUGUGUUCGGGAGAAAUUACAGCCAACUACCGAACAGAUAGAUGCGAAUCGGCGGAUCCCCCGCCAAAAGAAGAUGCGCCGGGAGCUCCUACCAGCACACACUGGCGAGGAAGGGUCCGGUUUCCACUCAAUUUUCAAUACCACGGACGUUAACGAUCAGCUCUUGACCGGCUCAAGGUCAUUGCGAAAGAGAAAAGCGUCUUCGACCGAGGCAGGCGAGCAUACGCCUGUUCUUCGAAAGUGGCGCCGGCAAUCAUCAUUGCGUUCUGCACGGGCUGAAUCCGGAGACCAUGCCUUCGGAGGCGUGGAUACUCUGUCACCAGUUCGAACUCGUUCCCGACGCACUCGUGGCGAGGAAAAAGACAAUUGUCGUAUAGUCUUGAAGCAGUUUGGGCGACUUGUCAUCUCGUUCCGGCUCAAUGAUACCAAAAUGUCAAAAAUCCUCAAUUCUCGGAGCCGAUCCCAAAUUCGAGGCAGAAGAACCCCCAAACCAACACCGGUGGCCCAAGAACCACUGUCGCACUUUGCUCCCAUCCCCCCCGCGCCCUACAUCUCUCCCUUCUACUCAUUCAAUGAUCGUGAGACGGACGAAUCAAAAUCAAAACCUUACGGUGGCAUUCUGUCAGAAACGGAUGCUGACACUUCUCGAACCUUGCCCACCCAUGUCGACCGCGAAAGAUUUGAAGUCGCACGGCAGAAGGCUGAAGAGGAAUGGCAGAGGAGAGUCAUGGAGGCUGAGAGUGGAGGAGAAAGUGUCCAACACGCUUCUCAGAAGGUCUCUGGCCCUCCAUCGAGGAUCAAGUACAUCAACUUUGGAGGAUACGAGAUCGAGACCUGGUAUGCAGCGCCAUAUCCCGAAGAGUACAGUCGCAAUCGGGUGCUCUAUAUCUGUGAGUUUUGCUUGAAAUACAUGAACUCAGACUAUGUUGCCUGGCGGCACAAGUUGAAAUGCCCUGCCAAGCAUCCUCCGGGGGACGAGAUCUACCGUGAUGGUUCUAUUUCAAUAUUCGAAGUCGACGGCAGAAAAAAUCCAGUAUACUGCCAGAAUCUUUGCUUGCUUGCCAAACUGUUCCUAGGGUCCAAGACCCUAUACUAUGAUGUUGAACCAUUCUUGUUCUAUGUCAUGACCGAAUUUGACGACUUGGGGUGCCACUUCGUUGGGUACUUCAGCAAAGAGAAACGACCCAGUUCAGCAAACAAUGUCUCUUGCAUCCUUACCCUCCCUAUCCACCAAAGGAAAGGUUACGGCAACCUUCUCAUUGAUUUCUCAUACUUGCUUACGCGCAUUGAAGGCAAGACAGGGUCGCCAGAGAAGCCUCUUUCCGAUAUGGGGUUGGUAUCCUACCGAAAUUACUGGCGGCUCAUUCUAUCAUAUCAAUUGCGGAAUCAGAAGACUCCGAUCAGCGUCGCGGAGCUCUCAGAGCGAACAGGAAUGACCUUUGAUGAUGUGGUCUCUGGAUUGGAAGGGCUACGUGCCCUUGUCAGAGAUCCGGUGACCAAAACGUACGCUUUGCGCCUCAAUUACAGCUAUUUUGAAGAGUGCAUUCGAAAUUGGGAGGACAAAGGCUACGUUCAACUCAACCCUAGUGCUCUAGUCUGGACUCCUUAUAUCAUGGGUCGGAGCAACCAGUCCCAAUUUGACCGAGCUCCGUUACAUGCUGUUGCUCCGCGAGAAGAUCCAGAGGAAGAGGAAGAGGAGGAGGAGGAGGAGGGCGAAGGGGCCAAGCAGAUGGUGAGCGAGGAAGAGCAACAGAUUACAGGGCGUCUCAAUGGAAUUCUCCAUCGACCUGUCAAUGGUAUCAGACAUACCGAGUCCGAUAAUCGUUUGAACAAGCCCGCCGGCCCUCCCUCGACACAUGGGUUCUCAAAUACUAACGGCUUCCAUCAUCGCACAACGGCUACAGCCAGCUCGAGUGCCGAUGCGCCGUCCAAUCCGGUAGCAGGGAUUCCGCCCUCUAGAUUUGAAAUUUAUCCUCCGGUUCAGGCUCCCAUCUUCAAGAGAAAACCGGGACGACCGUUUGGAAGCAAGUCUAUGUACAAUAAAGUGGCAAUCACACCCACAACUGCUCGCACGAGCGGUCGUGGGACUCCCCGGCGAGCGUCUACGUUGGCCGCUGAGACCCCUACCGCGAAUCCAGGGAGUACCCGGCGCGGACGUGGCGCGAAGCCCAUUGACUCGUCUGCUCCGGAGCCGACUAAUGGGGAGACCAAUGGAUUCGUGAAUGGUGAUCAUCAGACUUCAGAAGAUGCCCCCGGAGAAGUACAAGACACUUCGCAGCAGGUGUCCGCAGACCCGGAAACUGAAAUUCUGAACCACAUCGGGAACGGCAUAGAACCCGGUCCUGCCAACGGCACCGAGAUCUCGGACUCCAUGCCAAAGAUAGUGGACGGGGACCUCCCUCAUUCCGAACCCCGAAUCACAUCGAAAGGCCGAGGAGUCGAGAACCGAGGGAAACUAUCACGGUCCACAAGCCGGAAAUCAGUAGUGGAAAAGAGCGAAGUGACCAUCCCAGCGGAGGAGAUCGACACGGCGCAAGAAAACAAGCCUGCUGCAAGGGAUGCGGAUGGGGACGCGAUCAUGGAGACAUGA